Musa acuminata subsp. malaccensis (wild Malaysian banana) is the source of this 3240-nucleotide messenger RNA. The record is from RefSeq and is a predicted model, not a curated record. NCBI's taxonomy places the organism in Eukaryota, Viridiplantae, Streptophyta, Magnoliopsida, Zingiberales, Musaceae.
AUGGGGCCUCCACCGCCUGUCCAAUCAUCACUCCACCCUUCUCGACGAGCAUCUAUGGGUCGAAACAGAAGCGUUUCCACGCUAAAUACGCUUCACAUCGAACCGAAUGUAUUGGAACGAGCGGAAGCGGCGAGCGAGGAAGCCGUCGCCAUGUUUCGAGUCACUCGAGCACGCCCUCUCCUCCUCCGGAGUAGAAUAAUCCCCAGCCCCUUGUCGGACGCGAGAAACCCCCAUCUCCGAUCCCAAAUCCUCCCCCUCUGCGUCUCCUCGGAAUCCCCCGAGCAUGACUCCGAUGUUGACGAUCUGGUCCGCGAGAUCUCCGCUCUCCUCUUCGGCGCCGGGAACUGGAAGGCCGCCAUGGCCGCCUCCGACAUCCCCCGCCGCCUUUCCCCGGCCGCCGUCUCCGCGGUCCUUCGUCAGAGAGUCGGCCGGGCGCCCGAUCCCAAGCGCCUUCUGGAUUUCUUUUACUGGUCCGGGUCGCAGAUGGUCUACCCCCACGCCCUUGAUUCCUUCGCCGUGCUCGCCGUUGCCCUCUGCGAUUCUGGCCUCUUCCCCCUCGCCAAUGGCCUCCUCGAGCGAAUGGUCAAGACCUGUCCCUCGCCGCCUUCCGUAUUGGACAACAUCGUUGGUUGCUUCUCCCGCGACCCGCGCUCCAAUUCGGCGGUGUUCAGCGUGCUGAUUGAUACGUACAAGAGGGCGGGAAUGCUCAAGGAAGCCGCUGAAGUGGCGUUGUUGAUGAAAGGCGGUGCCUUUGCUCCGAGUUUGAGGUGCUGCAAUGCGCUGCUGAAGGAUCUCUUGAGGGCUAAUUCCAUGGAUUUGUUCUGGAAGGUGCACGAUUUCAUAUCACGGGCGCAACUGGGUCACGAUGUCUACACUUUUACUAUAUUGAUCGAGGCGUAUUUUAAGGUUGGAAAUGUUGAUGCAGCAAAAAAUGUCUUCUUGGAGAUGGAGCAAAAACGUUGUGCCCCAAGUGCAGUCACUUACAACACGCUAAUCUGUGGUUUCUGCAGAGUUGGGGCUCUUGGGGAUGCUUUUCAGUUGAAGGAGGAGAUGGUGAAGAAAGGCUUGGCUGCUGAUAACUACACUUACAGUGUUCUCAUUAGUGGCUUAUGCAAGAACAGUCAGUCAAUCGAAGCAAGGAAAUUGUUGGAUGAAAUAUCGGUGAGGGGUCUAAAGCCCAAUGUAUUUAUAUACUCUUCUUUGAUUGAUGGGUUUGUGCGAGAAAGCAAAAUGGACGAGGCUUUUAAAUUGAAGGAUGAGAUGAUAGCUGCAGGAGUGCAGCCCAAUAUGUUUACAUAUAACAGUCUCAUUCGUGGGGUAUGUAAGGCAGGGGACAUAGAUAAGGCACAUGAACUUUUGGAGGAGAUGGAUCGUAUGGGUUGUAAACCAGAGACACAGACUUAUAACCUAGUUAUUGAGGGGUAUUUUAAGGUGCGUAGUCCCCAGGAGGCGCUUAGGUUGCUUGAAGAGAUGAAGAUUCGGAAUGUAUUACCUAAUUUGUAUACCUACAGCGUGAUGAUUAAUGGAUUUUGUGUUUGUGGAGAAUCGAGGCAGGCUGAGGUCUUGUUGAUGGAAAUGCAUGAAAAUGGUUUGGAACCUAAUGCUGUCAUUUAUUCCACUCUCAUUUCAGGUCAGUGCAAGGAAGGCAGAAUAAUGGAGGCAGUGCAGACUUUGGAUAAGAUGGCUGAUAUAAACGUUCCUCCAGAUACAUUUUGCUACAAUUAUCUCAUUAUGGGUCUAUGCAAGGCGGGAAAUCUUGAAGAAGCAAAGAAAUACUUUACUCAAAUGCAAGAGCGAGGGUUGUCUCCAAAUGUGUUCACAUAUGGGCCUCUCAUCGACUGGCACAGCAAGUCUGGAGAUAUGGAUGGAGCAGAUGAACUUUUGCAACUGAUGGUUGCUCGAGGUAUAAAGCCAAAUGAUGUCAUUUUAACAAUCCUUAUUGAUGGUUACUGCAAAUCAGACAAUGUUGCAAAGGCCUUCUCCACCUUUCACUCCAUGUUGGGACAUGGUGUGUUGCCAGAUGUGCAAACAUACAGUGUGCUCAUUCAGAGCCUCUCAAAGAGUGGGAAGAUCCAAGAGGCUUUCCAAGCCUUUUCAGAGCUUCAGGAGAAAGGUUUGACUCCUGAUGCAUACACUUAUGGUUCACUUAUCUUUGGGCUUUGUAAGACAGGCGACAUGGUUAAAGCUGUGACCCUCCAUGAUGAAAUGUGUGCUAGAGGUGUUGAGCCAAAUAUUGUUACUUAUAAUGCCCUAAUUGAUGGUUUUUGCAAGUCUGGUAAUAUCAACAGUGCUAAAAAAUAUUUCAAGAGCGUCUUAGCAAAGGGUUUGGUGCCGACCAGUGUGACAUACACUACAAUGAUUGAUGGAAACUGCAAGGCUGGAAACAUGUCUGAAGCAUUUGUGUUGUAUGAACAAAUGCUUUCAAGAGGAAUUUCACCUGAUAAAUUUGUUUAUAAUGUUCUUAUUAGCGGAUGUUGCAAGGCUGGUGACAUGGAAAGGGCUUUACAUUUGUUCAGUGAAGCGUUGCCAAAAGGCUUCGUGACAGUUUUUACAUUUAAUUCCUUGGUUGAUGGUUUCUGCAAGCUUGGAAAACUACAGGAAGCAACUAAAUUGCUACAAGAGAUGGUGGACAAAGAGGUUAUGCCUAAUAAUGUAACAUACACAAUCUUGAUAGAUGGAUAUGCCAAGGCAGGACAUUUGGAGGAGGCAUGCCGGUUAUUGAUGGAAAUGCAGGACAGGAAUAUCGAGCCAAACUGUGUUACCUAUACAUCGCUUAUUGAUGGGCAUAACAAAAUGGGAAACACAUCAGCUGCAUCAGCAUUGUUUGAAGAAAUGAUGGCAAAUGGUAUACAUCCUGAUGAAAUAACUUAUGGGGUGAUGAUUCAGGUACAUUGUAAAGAAGAAAACUUGGCUGAGGCAUUCAAGUUUCGUGAUGCAAUUAUUGCAGAAGGUAAACAAUUGAGUUCCGCUACAUAUGUUGAACUGUUAAAGAGUCUUUGUAGGAGUGAGAAAUUUUCUGAAGCGCUGAGUAUGCUCAAUGAAAUGAUAGAGAAAGGUGUCAAGCCCAGUUAUUCUCAGAGUGUGAUGCUAGUUUGUAGCCUUGAUGCAGCAGGAUUCUCUGAUGAAGCUAAUCAGUUUUUGAAUGUCAUGCGAUCUAACGGUUGGGUCCCUAUAGAUGCUUCUGUAAGUAGUCUGACUAAUGAAGGUCAAGAUGUGCCCAGUAUGGAAGUUGCCCGGUAG